GCCACCACGCUAGCCCGCGCGCAGGCGAACCUGCACGAGACGCGCGGGCGGCUUGCAGUUGCCCGAGGCGGCCUCGGCUAGUCUCGGGCCGCGGGCCCGGGGCAGAGCGCCCGCCCCUUCCGGGCUCGGCCAAUCAGCGCGUGCGGCCGGCUUAGCGGGGGCCGCCCGCGCGCGGGGUGUGUGAGGACGCGCUCCCUGUCGCUGAGUGCCUGAGCCCAGGAGCAGUGGCUGUGGUACCUGCUGCUGCCGCCCGUGCGGACGCAGAGCAUCGGACGCGAACGCUGUUGCGUGGGGCAGGAAGGUGAAGCCAUGACGGCCAUCAGUGAAAAUAUUCUCUUUGGACUGGGAAAUCCUCUUCUUGACAUCACUGCUGUGGUGGAUAAGGAUUUCCUUGAUAAGUAUUCUCUUAAACUGAAUGACCAAAUCUUGGCUGAAGAGAAACACAAGGAACUGUUUGAUGAACUUGUAAAAAAAUUCAAAGUUGAAUAUCAUGCUGGUGGCUCUACCCAGAAUUCAAUUAAAGUGGCCCAGUGGAUGAUUCAGCAGCCACACAAAGCAGCAACAUUUUUUGGAUGCAUCGGGAUAGAUAAAUUUGGGGAGAUCCUGAAGAAAAAAGCUGCCGAAGCCCAUGUGGACGCUCAUUACUAUGAACAGAAUGAGCAGCCAACAGGAACUUGUGCUGCAUGCAUCACUGGUGGCAACAGAUCCCUUGUAGCUAAUCUUGCUGCUGCCAAUUGUUAUAAAAAGGAAAAUCAUCUUGAUAUGGAGAAAAACUGGAUGUUGGUAGACAAAGCAAGAGUUUAUUAUAUAGCAGGUUUUUUUCUCACAGUUUCCCCAGAGUCAGUUUUAAAAGUGGCUCACCAUGCUUCUGAAAACAACAGAAUUUUCACUUUGAAUCUGUCUGCACCAUUUAUUAGUCAGUUCUACAAGGAAUCAUUGAUGAAAGUUAUGCCUUAUGUUGACAUACUCUUUGGAAAUGAGACGGAAGCUGCCACUUUUGCUAGAGAGCAAGGCUUUGAGACUGAAGACAUUAAAGAAAUAGCCAAAAAGACCCAGGCCCUUCCAAAGGUGAACUCAGAGAGGCAGCGAAUCGUGGUUUUCACCCAAGGGAGAGAUGACACCAUACUGGCUACAGAAAGUGAAGUCACCGCUUUUGCUGUCUUGGAUCAAGACCAGAAAGAAAUUGUUGAUACCAAUGGAGCUGGAGAUGCAUUUGUUGGAGGUUUUCUGUCUCAGCUGGUCUCUGACAAGCCCCUGACUGAAUGCAUCCGUGCUGGCCACUAUGCAGCAAGUGUCAUAAUUAGGAGGACUGGCUGCACCUUUCCUGAGAAGCCAGACUUCCACUGAUGAAAAAGCAGGAAACCGCAGCCCAGGAGUACAGACACUGCCCUGAUGGCUUCCUGAGAAUUCCCAUAUUAAUAAAGAAGAAAAUUAAAUGCUACCUUUCCUACUAUAAUAAUGUUCAUCUUAAUUUAGAGGGUACAGUAGUACGCACUAGAAUCUUUAUUCUCUCAACAACCUAAAAUCGGAGGUUUAUUUCCAUAGUUUGAUAGUGCCACUUAAAUGUCAAUUAAACAGGAAUAUAACAUUUCAAUAGAAAUUUUGUUUCAUUUUUAUUACUUUGUAAAUUCAUGUGUACUUAGUAAAGUGAUCAUUUUUUUACAUUUCUGCUUUGAAUGCAGACGCAAUUUAAUAUGAUAGAUUUUUUUAAGGAAUUAAAGAUAAUAUCAGUAUAUAAAUCUUUAGCUUUUAUACAAGUAUAUUUAAUUCAGAAGUGUGUGUACACAUAUAUACACACAUAUGUUCAUAUACGUACCACGUAUAUACAUGAUAAAUGGUUAAAUAAGGUACAGAAAUAUUUGUCUUGCCAAGUUAUGCCAAGUAAUUUCUUCAGUGUGUACUCAAACAUGUAAUAAACUUUGGAUAAUUAAAUAAUUUGCCAAAUUAUAAGCUAUAUUAAAUAUUCAAGUCAUAAUCUUAUAUUUACUUAUGGUACUCUGUAAUUUGAUACAAAUAAAAACUUGUCAUAUGGGACUUUU
Balaenoptera ricei (Rice's whale) is the source of this 2039-nucleotide messenger RNA. RefSeq names its product adenosine kinase (gene ADK). Gene Ontology annotation, molecular function: adenosine kinase activity. The coding region runs from base 310 to 1347 and encodes 345 amino acids. Gene Ontology annotation, biological process: purine ribonucleoside salvage. Lineage: Eukaryota; Metazoa; Chordata; Mammalia; Artiodactyla; Balaenopteridae. The transcript has 11 exons. The record is from RefSeq and is a predicted model, not a curated record. Gene Ontology annotation, cellular component: nucleus; cytosol.